This is a messenger RNA of Habropoda laboriosa, 2334 nucleotides long. Its product is annotated as angiotensin-converting enzyme-like. Gene Ontology annotation, cellular component: plasma membrane. Gene Ontology annotation, molecular function: peptidyl-dipeptidase activity; metallopeptidase activity. The transcript has 16 exons. Lineage: Eukaryota; Metazoa; Arthropoda; Insecta; Hymenoptera; Apidae. The coding region runs from base 1 to 2289 and encodes 762 amino acids. Gene Ontology annotation, biological process: proteolysis. The record is from RefSeq and is a predicted model, not a curated record.
AUGUGCACCAGAGUAUUGACGUCGCAAUGGAAUUUCGCGACAAACGUGACUGAAAUCAAUCGUCGAAGAAUGUUAGAAGAACAGGCUUUGAAGUUAAAAUUCGAUCGAAUAUCCUGGCGAAAGGCUGUCAGCUUCGCUUGGAGUCGAAUAGGAGAUACUUUUGCGAAAAAGGAACUCAAGAUGAUCGCUAUAAGAGGUCGAAAUUCCCUGACAGACGAUAAAUUUAACGAGUUGCACAGUAUAAUCCUCGAAAUGAAAGAAAUAUACGCGAGGACGAGAUUAUGUCCUUACAGAACGAUAGGCACCGAUUGUGACUUAACUUUGGAUCACGAUGUGAAUAAAGUAAUGGCGCGAUCGAAAGACUACGACGAAUUAUUGUAUUAUUGGCACGCUUGGCACGAGGCCACUGGUCCUCAACUUAAGAAUAAAUACAUGAGAUAUAUUCAACUUGCUAAUCAAGCUGCCAGAUUAAACGGUUUCGAGGAUGCUGGUGAUCAAAUGAGGGAACUCUUCGAGGACGAAUAUUUCGAGCAAAAUACAGCAGACGUGAUGUCGGCAGUGAUGCAUUUGUACAAAAAUUUAUUCACCUACGUGAGGACGAAAUUGUUCGAGAGAUACGGUGAUAAGAUAAGAAGGGACGGACCACUUCCGGCGCAUAUUUUGGGGAACAUGUGGGCUCAGAAUUGGGAGGAUCUGUUCGACGUAGUUCUGCCAUUUCCAGCUAGCAAGAGGCUCGACGUCACUUUGGACAUGAUGAUUCAAAGUUUCACACCUUUGAGGAUGUUCCAAAUAGCAGAAGAAUUCUUCACUUCUCUGGGAAUGAAACCUAUGCCACCAGAAUUCUGGAGAUUCUCCAUGUUCGAGAAACCAAUCGACAGAGAAGUAAAAUGCACUCCGAGUGCUUGGGAUUUUUGCAACAGAAUUGACUACAGGAUAAAACAGUGUACGAGAGUGACGAUGGAGGAUUUGCUGUCGACUCAUCACGAGAUCGCUAGAUUACAGUAUUAUUUGCAGUACAGGGAUCAGCCGUUGCUGUUUCGAAACGAGCCACUUCCAGGAUUUUUCGAGGCAGUCAGCGAUGCCAUCGAACUUUCCGUCUUCACGCCUCAACAUUUAAGUAAAAUUGGAUUACACGACAAUUCCACCGAUGAUUACGGAAGCGACAUCAACUUCCUCAUGUUAAUGGCGCUUCGUAAAGUUGCCUACAUGCCGUUUGCUUAUAUUGUUGACGAGUGGAGAUGGAAAGUAUUCAGCGAAGGAGUUGCCGACAUGACGAACAAAUGGUGGGAGUUGAGGUUACAGUAUCAGGGAAUUGUACCUCCAGUACCAAGAUCUGAGAGAGAUUUCGAUCCUGGCUCCAAGUAUCAUAUUCCAGCUGAUGCUCUUUAUGCCAAAUACUUUGUUGGUAUUGUCUUGCAGUUUCAAUUGUUCGAAUCUUUGUGUGAAAUAGCAGGUCACACUGGUGAUCUACACACCUGUGAUUUCUAUAGAUCACGAGAAGCUGGGAGAUUACUAUCAGAUGUGUUGUCAAUAGGUUCCUCCAGACCCUGGAAAGACGUUGUACGACAAAUGACAAGAGGAAAAACGAAUAGAAUGGACGCUGGUGCUAUAUUAAGGUACUUCGAGCCCUUAAAUCAAUGGCUGAGACGACAAAACGAAAUGGAACCUGUCGUUGGUUGGAUCACGAAUCGUGACGACACAGAAAGGUACCCACAUUACAGAAACUUAUCGUGCAAUUAUGUUCCAUUUCUUAAUCACAUUAAAACACAAAAGGUGCCACUCACGCAAAAAUUCAAUAACAACGUAUUGGUGGCGCGUUAUUGUAACACAAACGGUGCCAAAGGAGAGAUACCAAAAACAGAACCAGUGAAAAAGCAAUCAGUAUUUCAAAAAAUGAAACAGAUGACAAAGGAUUAUUGGCAUGUCUUAAUACCGGUUCAUGUAGUUACAUCUUUAGGUUGGGUUGGUCUGUUCUAUGUAACAAUCACAAAUGGAGUGGACAUUGCAAGGAUAAUGGAACUUUUGCAUGUCAAUCAAAAGUACAUAGACACGGUACGAAACUCCAGUGCUGGAAACUGGACAUUAACAUAUAUCCUCUACAAAAUCUUUACACCUCUUAGAUAUACUGUCACUAUAGGGUGUACAACAAUGGCUAUCAGAAGGCUUAGUAAAUCAGGAUUGGUAAAACCAUUGCCACAAUCACGAAUUGUAAAACCCUUGCAAUUUCGUAAAGAGACAGAUAUUAUGUACAAGUCUGUAUACAACACUGUGUACAACAGAAUCAAGUAAAACGGGAGUACACAAAACAACAUACAAAGUAGAACGACAAACGGA